GAGGAGGAGCGGGCUCAGGUGCAGGCAGUCAUCGCACGGGGGGAGCAGGGAGACAGCGGCAGCCUCUCCAGCCGCACCGUGGUAACAGGACUCCCUGUCAAGUAUUGGACAUAGCUUGAGGAUGCGUGUAGCCAAGGUAUGCCAGAGGUGAUGCACUGAUGCUGAGGAGGCAUCAACAGCUAUGGGACUCUAAUCCUCUCACAUGUAAGCACUGACAGUGUCUGCAAAGAGAGACCGUGAGACGCUGAAGCAGAGUUUAGCUGCUGUUCAGCAGGUUGCCUGCUCACUAAGGCUCAGAUUGCACUGUUCCCUAAGCACAAAACAUGAACCUGUCCCGAUGGAUUGAUUGGAGGACUCUGAAUAUGAGCAGUAGUGUUAUGAACAUAUCUGAGCACCUCUCCUGCCCUCUUGGAUUUGGUCACUACAAUGCAGUUGACAUCUGUAUCCUUGAGACAGUUGUUAUUGUCUUGCUAACAUUUUUAAUCAUUGCGGGUAACUUAACUGUGAUAUUUGUUUUCCACUGUGCUCCACUCCUGCAUCAUUAUACCACCAGCUACUUUAUUCAGACCAUGGCCUAUGCUGAUCUUUUUGUUGGAGUCAGCUGCUUGGUUCCUACUUUGUCACUGCUCCACUACUCAACAGGUGUCCACGAGUCCUUGACUUGUCAAGUUUUUGGAUACAUCAUCUCUGUGCUCAAAAGCGUUUCUAUGGCAUGUCUUGCUUGCAUCAGUGUGGAUCGCUAUCUCGCUAUAACAAAGCCUCUCUCCUAUAACCAACUGGUCACACCUUGUCGCUUAAGAAUCUGCAUCAGUCUCAUCUGGAUAUACUCUUGCGUGAUCUUCUUGCCUUCUUUUUUUGGUUGGGGAAAACCUGGUUACCAUGGAGAUAUUUUUGAAUGGUGUGCUAUCUCCUGGCUAACUAAUGCCUACUUUACUGGCUUUAUCGUGUGCUUGCUGUACGCUCCUGCUGCCUUUGUCAUAUGUUUCACCUAUUUUCACAUCUUUAAAAUUUGCCGGCAGCACACCAAAGAGAUCAGUGAUCGGAGAGCUCGAUUUCCUAACCAUGAGGGGGAUACUGCUGAGGAGACUGGGCACAGCCCCGACCGCCGCUAUGCCAUGGUUUUGUUCCGGAUAACCAGCGUGUUCUACGUGCUGUGGCUUCCUUAUAUCAUAUACUUUCUGCUGGAAAGCUCUAGGGUGCUGGAAAACCCAGCACUCUCCUUCCUAACUACAUGGCUUGCUAUAAGCAAUAGUUUCUGCAACUGUGUGAUAUAUAGCCUCUCCAACAGUGUUUUCAGGCUGGGACUACGGAGACUAUCGGAGACAAUAUGUUCAUCUUGUAUGUGUUCCAAAGACAGGGAUGUACGAGACCCUAAACCAAGGAAACGGGCUAAUUCCUGCUCCAUUUAAAGAAAACUGGUGCAUGUAGUCAGAUGCUGAGUUUUGAUAGUAUUUGUGGUGUCUGAAAACUUGCCAGCGAGAAACGUUGACUUGAACAGCUUGCUGUGGUGUCAGAGUGAAUUUAAAAGGGGCCCUGGAAAAGGCAAAGGCAGCUGUAGGAAGGGUCACUGAACUCUUGUGAGAUUGUUGGGAGAGCAAGAGAGAUGAUGAAGAAAGUCAGAAAUAAAAAUCUUCCAAAGGACAUGAAGUAACUAGCACAUCAGAGGAAGUUCCUUGUAAAACAAAUUAAUUAGUUACUAUCUUGCAUUUUCCCCCUCAUAGACAAGUUGUAGCCUUCAGAAUUUUAAUACUUUCAAGAGGAAGCAAUCAACAGCACAUUUUACAGUUAUCUGUGAAUUAUAUGCUUGAGGACUGUCGUAGAUAUUGCAGGUAAUAGUCAGCUCUAUCUUUGCUCACCUAUAAUGUGACGAUUUUCAGUUGCACAAAAAGUCUGCAGUGCAUAAACCAUACCACGGGCAUGACACUUUGGGAUAUUCUGGAACCUUUUGGUACAACUUACACAGAAGCUCUCUCUCUCAUUUCCCUUUUUGUCCCAUGCUUGCAUCCCUCCAUUCCAUUGUGUGGAGGUGAGUGAGUUUGAGGGCACCUGUGAGGUAACCUGGAUUCGAAACCAUUCUUUCUGCAGGAAGUAAUAGCCCUCCUUGCCUGGCUGCAGCUGCCUGUGUACAAGGAUUUCUCCAGUCAUUCAAUCUCUUGACCUAGUUCAAUCAGCACAUGGUGUUGAUGUCGUGCCCUUUAUGGUGUACUGAAGCUUUUCCUUACUGGUUCCACAGAUGCUCCUAAUGCAGAUAUAUGCAGUGUGCAGCACUAUUUAAAAAAUUAAAACUAACUGACCCUUUUCUUUGGGAAAUCUAAAGAACUUACUGUUGAAGAUGUCAGUCUGUUGUAUGAGCCUCACUUGCACCGUAUUUUUUUAAAGAGAGAACGUAAAUUGUGGGCUGUGCCUAAUGUUUUCAUAGCACAUGGAGUAGGUCAAUGCUACAGGAUCAAAAUUUUUAUACUUGCUUUAAGAGAAAUACUUCUGUGCAGCUCUUUCAGACAGGUGUUCUCAGAGAAGGUGAACAAUAGAGUUCAGUGUUGAAUACAGGCUGAGCUUCGGUAUGUCCUUUUGUACUGAACUGACUUUCAGGUCCACUGAUGAAAUCUUUUUUGAUUUUGUGAGGGCACACAUUAGGUUUGUGUAAUAAAUUGCCAGUGGUUCAGAUGCAUGCCAGUCAAUACAGUAUUUAAAUUAUAACUUUGAACCAAAUGUAAUUUUCUUAGAUGGUUAUUGGCUUUUUAAAAAGGCCCAAUUAUUGAUUAUUGGUGCCUUUUAACACUGCACUAUUAUUCCUUCUUUCACCAAAAUGUGUAUGUAAAGACUGUGCCUAUUACUUUUUGUAAUGAAAGCUGACCACAUGUUCACAUUUGUGGUUUGACACUACAGUUCCCUUAAUACUGUACUCUUUGUUCUGUUGAGGUGGUUCUGAACCCCUAUAAAUUUUUUUAAACCUGUAAGAAAGUUGAAAUAAUGGAAUAAAGUAGUAUCAUGUCAAUC
Oenanthe melanoleuca is the source of this 2997-nucleotide messenger RNA. It is a transcript of the gene GPR52, whose product is annotated as G protein-coupled receptor 52. Gene Ontology annotation, cellular component: membrane. The record is from RefSeq and is a predicted model, not a curated record. The transcript has 2 exons. Gene Ontology annotation, molecular function: G protein-coupled receptor activity. Gene Ontology annotation, biological process: G protein-coupled receptor signaling pathway. Bases 324 to 1409 code for a protein of 361 amino acids. NCBI's taxonomy places the organism in Eukaryota, Metazoa, Chordata, Aves, Passeriformes, Muscicapidae.